Messenger RNA from Linum tenue, 1347 nucleotides. NCBI's taxonomy places the organism in Eukaryota, Viridiplantae, Streptophyta, Magnoliopsida, Malpighiales, Linaceae. The record is from the annotation of a GenBank genome assembly.
AUGGCGGUGGAAAAGAAAUACAUUACCAGCGAGGACCUCAAGCAGCACAACAAGCCCGGCGACCUCUGGAUCUCGAUCCAGGGGAAAGUCUACGACGUCUCCGAGUGGGUGAAGCGGCACCCGGGCGGCGAGGUAGCCAUCGCCAACGUCGCCGGCCAGGACGUCACCGACGCAUUCAUAGCCUACCACCCGGGCACCGCCUGGAAGAAUCUCGACCCGCUCUUCACCGGCUACCACCUCGAGGACUACGCCGUCUCCGACGUCUCCAAGGACUACCGCCGCCUCGCCGCCGAGUUCUCCAAGCUGGGCCUCUUCGACAAGAAAGGGCACGUCGCCGUCUCGGCACUCGCCGCCGUGGCGGCCCUGUUCGCGAUGGUGGUAUACGGCGUCGUCUGCUGCGAUUCCCCCUGGGCCCACUUUGGAGCGGCGACGCUGCUAGGGUUUCUCUGGAUCCAGAGCGCGUACGUGGGUCACGAUUCGGGUCACUACCAGGUCAUGACGACCCGAGGCUACAACAAGCUCGCCCAGCUCCUCGCCGGCAACUGCCUCACCGGGAUCAGCAUCGCGUGGUGGAAGUGGACGCACAACGCCCACCAUCUGGCGGUGAACAGCCUCGAUUACGAUCCAGAUCUGCAGCACAUCCCUGUUUUCGCAGUCUCGACCCGGCUAUUCAAAUCGAUCCGAUCCGUCUUCUACGGGAGGAAUUUGGAUUUCGAUCCGGUGGCGAGGUUCCUCGUCAGCUACCAGCACUGGACGUUCUACCCGGUAAUGUGCGUCGCCAGGGUGAAUCUCUACCUCCAGACCUUCAUCCUCUUGUUUUCCCCCAAACGAAUUGUCCCCGAUAGAGCGUUGAACAUAGCCGGGAUUUUGGUUUUCUGGACCUGGUUCCCUCUUUUGGUUGCUUGCUUGCCCAAUUGGCCGGAGAGGUUCAUGUUCGUGCUGACUUCCUUCGCGGUGACAUCGAUCCAGCAUGUUCAGUUUUGUCUCAACCAUUUCCCGGCGAAUGUGUACAUGGGUCCGCCGAGGGCGAACGAUUGGUUCGAGAAGCAGACGAGGGGCACGGUGGACAUCUCGUGCCCGUCGUGGAUGGAUUGGUUCCACGGCGGGCUGCAGUUCCAGCUGGAGCACCAUCUGUUCCCCAGGCUGCCGAGGUGCCAGCUGAGGAAAGUGUCGCCGGUGGUUCAGGAUCUGUGCAAGAAGCACAACCUGCCGUACCGGAGCUACUCGUUCUUGGAGGCGAACGUGUGGACGAUCAAGACGUUGAGGGCGGUGGCGGUGCAGGCGAGGGAUCUGGCGAAUCCUGUGCCCAAGAACAUGGUGUGGGAAGCUGUUCAUACUCACGGUUGA